AUGCUUGCCUUGAUCUCGAAGCUGCCUUUCUCGGGCCAUCCGAAUUCGAAACCGGCUACGGAACAUUCGACAACUGCUCGUCCGUUCCAGUGCGAACGGUUGCCAUCUCAACUCUUGGGCAAUCCGCUGGGGCAAAAUCGGUCACGCUUCGAUUCCACGGUAUCCGGCUUGAACCCCGGGUCAAAGAGCCCCGAGUCGGCCCGGGAUUCAUAUCCCCCGCAUGGAGAUGAUGAGAAGAGCCAUGUCGCCAUUUCUCACCCGGUCACAGUCGACGAUAGCCUCACGAUUCUUGAAGGAAGGGAAAGGGACGCUGCAACCCCAGCCGUGUCCCUGCUCGUCAAGCAGUAA
This is a messenger RNA of Ustilaginoidea virens, 348 nucleotides long. RefSeq lists its product as uncharacterized. The record is from RefSeq and is a predicted model, not a curated record. Bases 1 to 348 code for a protein of 115 amino acids. The transcript has 2 exons. NCBI's taxonomy places the organism in Eukaryota, Fungi, Ascomycota, Sordariomycetes, Hypocreales, Clavicipitaceae.